AAUUAGAUUUGCUGGUGGAAAGAGCUUUGCACUUUUAUAGCUCACCCAGACUGCAGUAAUAUUUAGCUUUCAUGCUUGUGUGUUUGUAGUUCUGCGUCAUAUCUUCUGUAAACCUCACGGCACAGAACGGACGAUGACUAGCGUCAGUUUCAGAGUUAGCGAUCUAGCAAACUGGAUGCUGGACGGUGUUGGAUAUUGCCGCUUUUAACCUCUUCGUGAAACCUCGCUAGACUUCGGACUAAAGAUGGACUUGAGCUCGUGUUGUUGGAGGCUGAGGUGUUCGGGAACAAGAGAUCCCGUGUUCCUCACGAGAGGGAGUUUCCCACCCAAUUGUCCCGUCUGCAGUGAGACACGCAUCAAACUCAGCGUCUACGGUGUGAGUGACGGCCACCAGCAGACGAGCCACAUCUUGGGAAGUAGCAGCUUCUCGGUGGCCGAUCUCCUCCAGUCCAGAGGCCAGCAGCUUUCUCUCAGCCUGAGGACAGCAGAUGAUUCAGCGACAGUGGGCACAGUGGUGCUGAGCCGGAUGAAGAUGGGUGAGAUCGAGGAUGGCGAGGUGGACCACAUUACCGCCGACAUGCACCAGAAGUGCACGCUGGUGUACGAGUCGUCGCAUGGAACCAUUAAUGACAAGGAUAACGGACCAAUAAUGAAUUCUGUGUUUAAGAACGCGGUGUGUAAGGUGUAUAGGUUUCAGACGGUGGAGAGUAAAUGGAUGUUGGUGCGGGAACAGAUGGCGGAGUGCACACUGUCCUUCAGCGUCCCGAAGCAGCUCAUCGCCCUCUACAUUCAGGAGGACACCUGCAGGUGAGAUUCAGAGCGAUGCGAGGGCGGCUAGGA
Pimephales promelas (fathead minnow) is the source of this 840-nucleotide messenger RNA. NCBI's taxonomy places the organism in Eukaryota, Metazoa, Chordata, Actinopteri, Cypriniformes, Leuciscidae. The record is from RefSeq and is a predicted model, not a curated record.